CGACUUGGCCGCUGCACUGCCCGCCUGCGUUUCCCGGUCGGGCCGUUUCAGGCGGCUACCAUCGAUCCCGGACAUCCCAGGCGUGGAGAGUAGGAAAUGUGUCACCUGUGAGUGUGAGGCUGUGUGUGGAGCAGCGAUACUCAAGCUCCGACGACCUGGUUCUGCGUAGUCGUCCACUUUUAUUAUUCCUUUGCCAAGACUAAGUAGUGUAAGGUGUAGGCACAGUUCGAACCUUUCUUCUCCUUCUCCAACGCUACCGCUUGUAAGCCAUCGGUUCUCCCCGGAAGUCGCUCUCCAACAGCACUGGCAAGAUGGCUAAAGCAGAUACGUAUCCUGUCAUGAACGGCAUUAUCCAGGGUGUGGAGAGCAAGGAGAGAUGGUUUCCUGGAGAUCCCCUGCCAUGGACAACGCAGAUCUGCCACGGUAUAACCUGCAAUAUCGUGAUCGACUACAAGCGCUGCUUGAAGAUCCCGGAGUUCGAGACCAAGCCUGAUGAUGUCUUCAUUGUGACCUAUCCGAAAUCAGGUACUACGUGGAUGCAGCAAAUCGUCAAGUGCAUCAGGACAAAGGGCCACCCGGAGACCGUUGAUGAACACCUUGAAGACAUCUUCCCCUGGUUCGAGGCCAUGCCACAGAAGGAUAUGGAAGACAGGCCAUCACCGCGCAUCUACAAAAGUCAUAGUCCAUACUAUAUGGCAGCCAAGGGUAAGAGCGAGGCCACACGCUGCAAGUACAUUCACGUCAUCCGCCAUCCUAAAGACGUCUGCGUCUCCUUGUUCCACCAUAUGAAGGGAUUCUGGGAUUAUGAAUUCAACGGCGAGUUCCCAGAGUUUGUUGACCUCUUCCUGGGCGGAAAAGUUGAAUCUGGAUGCUGGUUUGACUUUGUGCGCACAUGGUACGAGUGCGCUGCCAGUAAAGAUGAACGCGUCCUCUACGUGCGUUACGAGGACAUGAAACAGAAACCAAGGGAAGUGAUCCAGCAGGUAGCCGACUUUCUGGAGUUGCCAAUCGACGAGGCAAUCAUCGAUCUGACUAUAGAGAAGAGCAGCUUUGCCAAGAUGCAGAAGGACAACCAUGCCAAUAUGUCUUGGCGAAAGGAAGAGUUCCGCGCCAACGCAGAACCGUUCAUGCGCAAGGGAACUGUGGGAGAUUGGAAGAACCACUUCAGCGAUGAGGAACAGAACAAACACUUCAAUGAAAUCUUCACGGAGAAAUUAGCUGGUACCAAAGUGGAAAGUCUUUAUGAUUUGAAUUGAGCAGCAGAAGCUCACUUACUCUCCUUGUUGAUUUCUUUGCCCAUGGAAUACUGCUUACUUGUCUAAAUGCUCGUGCAGUAGUCAGGCCUUUUCAAGAAUUCGUAUUCCCUCCACAGACUUUUUAUAAACUGUUUUCAAUUUUCAAGUCCUGCUCAAGAAGCCCUCGUUAGUUUCACUUCGCUCUCCGGCGUAUCCUAGAAUUCUUGCCAGCCCAGCAGUCCAGCCUGACAACAAACAGUUCCGGCUUGGCUAGUUGUGCAUUGCUUUCCGACCAGCUACUUUGAAGCUAGUUCAUCAGACUCA
Messenger RNA from Sycon ciliatum, 1559 nucleotides. RefSeq names its product amine sulfotransferase-like. Gene Ontology annotation, molecular function: sulfotransferase activity. The transcript is spliced from 7 exons. NCBI's taxonomy places the organism in Eukaryota, Metazoa, Porifera, Calcarea, Leucosolenida, Sycettidae. Gene Ontology annotation, cellular component: cytoplasm. Bases 312 to 1256 code for a protein of 314 amino acids. The record is from RefSeq and is a predicted model, not a curated record. Gene Ontology annotation, biological process: sulfation.